This is a messenger RNA of Hyalella azteca, 1675 nucleotides long. RefSeq lists its product as uncharacterized. The record is from RefSeq and is a predicted model, not a curated record. The transcript is spliced from 3 exons. The coding region runs from base 160 to 1569 and encodes 469 amino acids. NCBI's taxonomy places the organism in Eukaryota, Metazoa, Arthropoda, Malacostraca, Amphipoda, Hyalellidae.
ACGGCGCUGGUAUAUUGUUUCUGUGAGGUUCCGAUAUGCCUAAGUUAUGAGCUGAGACAUCAGUUUCGCACGCCACCAUAUUCAGGCCAUUUUCAACCCUGAGACAAAUUUCUAUUGCAGACUGCCAGACGUACGAAGGUGAUUCAACUCUUGUUAGCCAUGGCCACAUCAAGUGACUUCGAAGAGCGUAAAUUACGCAAGCUUAGCCCUAUUGAGAAAUAUUUCCAGUUUUCUAACGAAAAUAACAUAAAUUUGACUGUUUACUGUCUAACUAUUGCGACUCAGAACCCUUUGCAAUGGAGCUUCGUGCACUCUGCUCUCCAGCAUCUGUACAGGAAAAUGCCAAAUUUGCGCGUCUGCAUCUGUGAGGACGGAAAUGGCGACCUAUGGCUGUGUCGAAUGGCGGAAGAAAAUAUAAUUUUGAAGUGGCUGACUUCUCCAGAGGGCUACGACGCUGUGUACAUUGGAGAGACCCGCAAGCCCUACGAUGCCAAAGUGGGGCCGUUAUGGCGCGUGACGGUCAUGCCAGCUCAGGACGGACCGACUCCUGAUGCAGAGUUCAAGCAUCAUUAUAGAGUGAUGUUCGGACUGCAUCAUUCCAUCACCGACGGCCACUCAUCCAUGCGAUUGUGUGGACACUUUCUAUCUUUACUCAAUUCUGAACUUGAAGGGAACGAAGUCGACGACAACGAACAGUUUGCUGAUUACGUGGGGCCAGAGUUUCACGAUAAGCUUGUAGAGGAAGCCAAGCUCACUCUCAGCACGAACUUGGACUUGCAACAUAAAAUGCGGGAUGAUUACUCUGCUAUUGCUGCUGCUGGUUCUCUCCUCACAAAGUUUUUUCCGCCGAAGGAAGAGGUAACUGAUCCAGAAACUGAAACACUCUUCAUGAAAUUUGAUGAGACAUCCACUUCCAAAUUUUUGCAGAAAAUAAAAUCAGAAGGAGUGAGCGUGCAUUCAGGAUUCUGCUCGGUGUUGCACAGCGCAUUUGUAGAGAUGUUUCAAGAAGCAGGAGUUUCUUCGGAAAAGUUUGACAUUGUUUCUUUCCACGACGUAAAUGAGAGAAGAUACUGGGAUUCUGAGUCUGAGAAAUCUUACGGACCACAUGUUGGUAUGCAACGAAUACUCUUUACAGUUGAUAAGGACUGUCCUUCAAAAGUGUGGGUAAGUGCCCGCCACUUUCACAAGGUCUUCCAUGAAUGCUUGAAUAACAAACAGAUGUUCUUUAUGGAUAUUAUAGACGCCGAAGUCUUUCCUCCUGUGAAGAAAUCAUCGGAACUUUACAGCUAUAAGCUCCCUUGCCCCACCGCCUAUAACACUUCCAACAUGGGCAACGUCACCAAAAUAUUCCUAGCACCAAACGGGGAUGAAUAUUCUCACGUGAAGGCCACGGAGAUCCGGCGGAGCACGUCGAUUCAUCCAUAUUUCACAAAUAACGUGUUUUGUGUGCAAACAUUCCGUGGGGAAUUGCUAUUUUCAUUUGACUACAACACGAGGUUUGUCACAGACGAGCUCGCAAAAAAAAUUCUGGAGAAAGUCCGUCAACAUUUUCUGCGUCACUCCAUUUGAAUAGCUAAUUUUCACAUAUCUACUCAGUUUGGCAGAAUGAGCUUGUAUACACUCUAAGUGUCAGUGCAGCGAUAAAUAGCGCUAUCCGUCUCAAAAAGCAUUUUUU